Messenger RNA from Diospyros lotus (date-plum), 540 nucleotides. Its product is annotated as secreted RxLR effector protein 161-like. The record is from RefSeq and is a predicted model, not a curated record. Bases 1 to 540 code for a protein of 179 amino acids. NCBI's taxonomy places the organism in Eukaryota, Viridiplantae, Streptophyta, Magnoliopsida, Ericales, Ebenaceae. The transcript has a single exon.
AUGUCCCCUAAUACUCCUGAAGAGAGGGAUCGUAUGAGUAAGAUACCUUAUGCUUUGGCAUUUGGAAACCUUCUGUAUGCGAUGAUAUGUACAAGGUCAGAUAUUGCAUACACUAUAAGUGUUGUAAGUCAAUAUCAGUCCGAUCCCGGUGAGAGUCACUGGAUCGCAGUUAAGCAUAUUCUGAAGUACUUGCGAAGGACUAAAGAUAUGCUACUAAUUUAUGGAAUGGGUGAUUUCCAUGUGGAUGGAUUUAUUGGUUUGGAUUUUCAAUCGGAUGUUAAUGAUAGCAAAUCGAUGUCUGGUUUUUUAUAUCUCUUGAAUGGCAGUGUUGUGAGUUGGAAAAGUUCCAAGCAGACAACCACAACGAAUUCAACCACUGAAACCGAGUAUCUUAUGGCAUGUGAUGCUACUAAGGAAGCUGUUUGGAUCCUGAAGUUUCUUUCUGAGGUUGAUGUGGUUCCAACCACUCUAUCACCAAUACCUUUGUAUUAUGACAAUAAUGGAGUUAUCGCGCAAGCAAAGGAACUCGGGUCUCAUUAG